AUGAACAAGCUGGGUGUUUGGGUUUCAACCCUGGAGUCCACACUGGUGGUCUACGACCUGCGCACGUAUCAUCCCGAGGAGGGCUAUGCUGGCAGAAAAGAGAAGGUGACAAAGAGCACGCUGUGGGGAGCGCAUUUCUUGCCGCAGAACAGGGAAGUGUUCGCCUCUUGCGGUGGAAAUGGCACUAUCACUCUUUUCAAGUAUUCCUACCCGGAGGAACGGUCCAUCAAGGACAAGGAGGGUAUCGAGCGUGGCGUUGCCGGUACCGUCGAGAUGCUGAAUCAAAAGGAGCUCAUGUUG
Messenger RNA from Symbiodinium pilosum, 300 nucleotides. The record is from the annotation of a GenBank genome assembly. NCBI's taxonomy places the organism in Eukaryota, Dinophyceae, Suessiales, Symbiodiniaceae.